Messenger RNA from Uncinocarpus reesii 1704, 4542 nucleotides. RefSeq lists its product as uncharacterized. The transcript has 9 exons. Gene Ontology annotation, molecular function: calcium-activated cation channel activity. The record is from RefSeq and is a predicted model, not a curated record. Gene Ontology annotation, cellular component: plasma membrane. NCBI's taxonomy places the organism in Eukaryota, Fungi, Ascomycota, Eurotiomycetes, Onygenales, Onygenaceae. The coding region runs from base 1 to 4542 and encodes 1513 amino acids.
AUGUCUGUGCUAUGCCUCGUUGGAUGUGCCAUCACCUGGCCUAUUUUAUUUCCCAUUCAUAUCAUAGGCGGUGCUGGGAAUAAGCAGCUUGAUGCACUUAGCUUUAGCAACGUGCAGAACCCGCAAUUGUACUACGGCCAUGUUGUUGUUGCUUGGAUCUUUUUUGGUACAAGGAUUGGUGUUCUGCACGAUAACGCGAGAAAGCAUCCUCUAUGCCACGUUGAGGCAGGCGUAUCUCCUUUCUCCUUUGUAUGCGAGCCGAAUAUCGUCUCGCACAGUUUUAUUCCUGGCUGUGCCGAAACCAUACCUCUGCAAGAAGAAGCUGUGCAAAGCUGGCUUAUCGACUGGAGGAGGCCGGAAACGACGUACAUCAAAAGAGCCCACGCUGCGCACUUGAAAUCCGCCCACGGCGGCUUGAACGACUCGAGGUCGUCGAUCAAUACGUCCCCGGUUGAGGUUGAGAAGGGAUUGCAACAAUUUCCAACCGCCGCUGAUGUUAAAAGGCCGAGUCACCGGCUUGGGCUCAUGUUCGGGAAAAGAGUUGACACCAUCGAUUGGCUUCGCGCGCAGCUCAAAGAGGCGAUCCCGCAAAUCGAGAAGCUGCAACAAGGUCAUCGGGCAGGCAAAGAAAAGCCUGCCUCUGCUGUUUUUAUCGAGUUUGGCACGCAAAUGGAGGCGCAGAUUGCCUUCCAAACCCUUUCACACCAUCAUCCCUUUCAAAUGACACCGCGUUUUAUCGGGAUUUCGCCGAACCAAGUAAUUUGGCCUGCUCUUCAGUACAGUUGGUGGCAGAGGAUUGUUCGCAAGUUCCUUGUCCAAGGAUUUAUAACAGUUUUGAUCAUUUUCUGGUCGAUUCCGUCUGCCUUUGUGGGGUCCAUCUCCAAUAUAACAUACCUAGCAAACCUCCUGCCGUUCCUCAAGUUCAUUGACAGCCUGCCUGCGAUUGUAAAGGGGGCAAUCAGCGGCGUUCUGCCAACGGUCGCGCUAGCACUCCUAAUGGCCCUUGUGCCGAUUUUCCUCAGAUGGUGCGCUCGACAAUCUGGUUUGCCGUCUACGGCUCAGGUCGAGUUGUUUACCCAAAACGCGCACUUUGUCUUCCAAGUAGUUCAAGUCUUCCUGGUGACAACUAUAACAUCCGCCGCAUCUGCAGCCACCAGUCAAAUCAUAAAAGAUCCGUUGUCGGCAAAGGAUCUUCUUGCAAACAACUUACCCAAAGCAUCGAAUUUCUAUAUUUCUUACUUCCUCUUUCAAGGCUUGAUAUUAAGCUCCGCGGCCGUCAUGCAGGUCAUCACGUUCUUGGUUUUCAAGCUUCUGCGGGUGUUGUUUGACAAAACACCAAGAAAACUGUACCAGCGCUGGGCGGCCCUCGCCGGCCUAUCUUGGGGCACUGUUUUCCCCGUGUUCACAAACAUGGUAGUAAUCGCGAUCACGUACUCCUGCAUUGCUCCCCUUAUACUCGGAUUUUCAGCCUUCGGGUUAUACCUGGUGUACCAAGCUUAUCGAUACAAUCUUCUCUUCGUGUACGACUCGAUAGUUGACACCAAGGGCCUUAUUUACCCUAGGGCACUUCAGCAAGUCUUGACUGGAAUUUAUCUGGCGGAGAUCUGUAUGAUCGGACUUUUCGCCGUCCGGGAGGCCAUUGGGCCUCUCAUCUUGAUGGCGAUUUUCACUAUUCUGACGAUCCUUGCACAUAUUUCCCUAAACGACGCAUUGGCACCGCUAUUGUCAGCUCUUCCCCGGACAUUAGACAACGAAUGCGACGCCGAGGAAGAGAUACUUGAAGGCAUAGACAGAGGGUUUCCCAGCGGCUCCGCUAACGACCCCGAGAAAGGAGAGUUUCGCACCGAAAAGCCGCAUACAGAAUGCAGUGGCCGCAGGGUGAGAAUGCGCAAGGCAUUCCUAAGGCUUAUGACGUGGCUCCUUCACCCCAGUGCCUACGCCGACUAUACAUCAUUGCGGAGAAAAGUCCGACAAGAUCCGGGGAUAAGCUACGACCCAAACAUAGAUGAUAAUGCGUACCACCCUCCAUGGGUUACAGCUCCGACACCACUGCUUUGGGUCCCGCGAGAUAUAGGGGGCAUCAGUCGCCAGGAGGUCCUGCUGACAAGGACGGUGGUCCCGAUCACGGACGAGGAAGCGUACCUGGACGAGAAAAACAAGGUAGUUUGGGACAAGCUUGAUGACUCAGCUGCCCCAGCUUAUAUCGGAUCCAUGGCAGACCCAAGCUCCGGCAUUCCGCAAAGCUCCCCCCAACGAAAUAGACACCCAAGCAGGCCCCAAGGCGGCAGACGAGGGCGCGGUGGCGGCUCGCAUCCCCCUAUGACUUCUAAUUCGCAGUCGCAGCGCGGUAGUCGUGGAGCGAGCAGAUCCCGUGGAGCCGGGAGAGACGGACGGGGAACAAAACAAGGAGGACGGUCGGCGGAUAGGCGACCUGCGGCGAACGACGAUGAUACCGGCGGCGAGCCACCGGGCCGUGGCCUUCGAGGGGAUGGCACCUCCAGUGAUCGCCUGACUGGAGAUGCCAAAGGAUCGGAAGGCGAGAGCGCGGGGAAGGAGACGGCUGCUACUGAUCGUGCUGCUGCCGAUGACGCCGACGAUAGCGACGUCUGUUUUAUCUGUACCUCGAAAAUCGAGCAUCUGUCAAUCGCGCCGUGCAAUCACCGAACUUGCCAUAUUUGCUCGCUACGUAUGAGAGCGCUGUACAAAACCAAAGCUUGUGCGCAUUGUCGGACUGAAUCGAGUUUCGUGAUAUUUACGGAUGACCGUGGAAAGCGAUACGAAGAGUUUACGGAUAAAGGCUUCAUAAGAACAGACGACAACCUAGGUAUUAAAUACGAAACUCAUGAGAUCUUUGAGGAUACCGUGCUUCUCCUACGGUAUAACUGCCCGGACAAAGACUGCGACAUUGCCUGCCUAGGUGAUCUAUGCACAAGGAACAAAAAGGUGUUUACACACGAGCAUGAACUAUUCUCAAUGGCUCAACUCCGAAAGCAUGAGAAAUAUGGAGACGAUAACCCCGGUGCUCUUGAUCAAAGCGGAUUCAAGGGCCAUCCGGAAUGUGGCUUCUGCCAUCAACGGUUUUACGGGGACGAUGAGCUCUUUGCGCAUUGCCGGGAUAAGCAUGAACGUUGCCAUAUCUGCGAUCGGCGGACCGGCGGCAGUCGACCUCAGUAUUACGUUAACUACAAUGCGCUCGAAGAGCACUUCAGUAAAGAUCAUUUCCUUUGUCUCGAUAAAGAGUGCCUAGAAAAGAAAUUUGUUGUUUUCGAGUCGCAAAUGGACUUGAAGGCUCAUCAACUUGAAUGCCACCCUGCAGGUCUUUCCAAGGACGCAAGACGAGACGCUCGGCAUGUUGACAUGUCCACUUUUGACUACAGGGCACCUUACCAACCCCGACGUCGCGACGGUAGAAGGCCACUUGGGCGUGAUCCUAACUCCGAGCCCCUUCCUCCAUCUAGCGCCCAACCGCUCAGGAGAGAUGAACUUGCAUAUCAACGGCAGCUAGCUGUCCAAAGCGCACAGUCAAUCUCCCAAAGAUCAUUCGGCGGCCAGCUUACUCAACCCCAUCCGCAAACGCAACCUGUUCGGCCAUCCCCCGCUCCAUCGGCGACCAGCCAACCUCAGCUGGCCGUCCCGCCGCCACCAUCGAUCGAAAACCUGGACCUCAAUGCGCCUGCGGCUACUCCACAAGAGGAAGCUCGACGUAUAGCCCAUGCGGCCGUAAUGGAUCGAGCAUCCUCGUUGUUGCGUCAUGAUGCACUAAAGAUCGACGAAUUCCGGAAAAAGGUUUCGUUAUACCGAUCCUCUCGGAUUGAGGCCAACGAGCUGAUUGAAUCGUUUUUCUCCCUUUUCGACACAUCAUCAACCGACUUGGGAAAGCUUGUGAAAGAGCUAGCUCAUUUGUAUGAAGAUGAUUCCAAACGCACCGGCCUUCUAGCUGCAUGGAAUGACUGGCGGGCCAUCAACGAAGAUUACCCUGCUCUGCCAGGCCCAAGCGGUGUUAUGCCAUCCACCAGUCUCCCGAACGUUGGUGGAGGCAAGCGUGUUUUACGUCUUAAAUCAUCGACGGCGCAGUCAUCUCGGUCCGCGGUUGCCCAGAACCCCCGUCUUCCAGGCCUUCUCAAUCCAACCAGCGCCUCCAACCCAUUUCCUUCUCUUCCCAACUUGGCAUUGAAAUCUCAAAAGGGCGCCAGCUCAAAUCGCGUCUGGGGCACAGUACCAACGCCACCGGCCUCUACACCCAAAACCUCCCCAGUCCCAAGUCGUUCCGCGUCUCGCGCAGUGGUUCCCACGAGCCGUACGACAGAUACCUCGGAGGCUUUCCCCGCACUGCCCGCCGCCCCAAAGCCGAAUGUACUCAUGGCCGGGCUUACACGCGGGACGGUUAGAUGGGGAGCCCAAGGAGCCGGCCGUGGAAGCACUCCCGCGUGGGGAGCGAAUAAUCCCACCCCCGCUGAGGUCGGCGCUGAUGCCGGAGAAGCUAGUCAGAAGGGAAAAGGGAAAAAAGGGAAAGGAAAGCAAGUACUAUAUCAUUUCGGAUAG